AUGGGUCAGGACGGCGAGGUGCCCUCCGACUACCAGUCCUUCGUCUUGGUUACCGCCUCGUCGCUCAUUUUCGCCGUCAACCUGCAGAUCUCUCUGGACACAUUGUAUUGGACCUUUGUCAGCUGUUUCGCCGUUCUGGGCAGCAUCGCCAUCUACUUCGGCAUCAUGUUUGACAUCCACAGCGCCGGGAUCCACGUCAUCUUCCCCGCGUGUUCAACUUCACAGGUCGGCUCUCUGAGCCAUCCUCAGCUUCACUGACGCCGAGUGUGUGUGUGUGUGUGUGGCAGAGGAACCUGCUAACCAGAGUGUGUGUGUAGCAGAGGAACCUGCUAACCGGAGUGUGUGUGUGUAGCAGAGGAACCUGCUAACCGGAGUGUGUGUGCCUGCAG
Xiphophorus hellerii (green swordtail) is the source of this 389-nucleotide messenger RNA. Its product is annotated as phospholipid-transporting ATPase IC-like. The coding region runs from base 1 to 258 and encodes 85 amino acids. The record is from RefSeq and is a predicted model, not a curated record. Lineage: Eukaryota; Metazoa; Chordata; Actinopteri; Cyprinodontiformes; Poeciliidae. The transcript has 2 exons.